CGGGUGGUCUGUCCGGUCUGGGCUGGGAGACGUGAUGGACCUCUCGGAUGCAGCGUGCCCCACGGGGAAGCAGCUCUUGCCUGUCUGCGCCCGCGCCUGCCCCGCCCCCAGCUUCCCAUCUCCGUGGUCCCACCGCCGCUCGGGUCGCUGGGGUCAGAAGCCUGCGAGUUUUCCUCGGCGCCCUCUGCCUCCCGUCCAUCAGUCCGUCCUGCUGGCUCUUCCAGGACCUGACCGCUUCUCCCUCCUCCACCAGUCCUCCCACAGGUACAUUACCUGUGCUGAAUACACUCACUUCUAUGGUGGUAAGAAACCAGAUAUCCCACAAACAAAUUUUCGUCGUCUACCUUUUGACCACUGCAGCCUCUCUCUGCAGCCCUUCGUCUACCCGGUCUGCACCCCCGAAGGCGUCGUCUUUGACUUGCUGAGCAUCGUUCCUUGGCUCAAGAAGUACGGGACCAACCCCAGCAAUGGAGAGAAGCUGGACGGGAGGUCCCUGAUCAAGCUGAACUUUGCAAAGAACAGCGAAGGGAAGUACCACUGCCCCGUACUCUUCUCCGUGUUCACCAACAGCAGCCACAUCGUGGCCAUCAAGACCACCGGCAAUGUCUACGCCCACGAGGCAGUGGAGCAGCUGAACAUCAAGGCCAAGAACUUCCGAGACCUGCUGACCGACGCGCCCUUCUCCCGGCAGGACAUCAUCACCCUCCAGGACCCCACCAAUUUGGACAAGUUCAACGUCUCUAAUUUCUUCCAUGUUAAGAAUAACAUGAAAAUAAUUGACCCAGAUGAAGAAAAGGCCAAGCAGGACCCGUCUUAUUAUUUGAGAAACACGAACACAGAGACCCGAGAGACCCUGCAGGAGCUCUACAAGGAGUUCAAAGGGGACGAGGUGCUGGCGGCCACCAUGAAGGUCCCCGCGAAGACGAAGGUGGACAAGCUGAACGCUGCCCACUACUCCACCGGGAGGGUCAGCGCCUCCUUCACCUCCACGGCCAUGGUUCCCCAGACCACGCACGAAGCAGCCGCCAUCGACGAGGACGUGCUGCGCUACCAGUUGGUGAAGAAGAAGGGCUACGUGCGGCUGCACACCCGCCUGGGCGACCUCAACCUGGAGCUGCACUGCGACCUGACGCCGAAAACCUGCGAGAACUUCAUCAAACUCUGCAAGAGGCAGUACUACGACGGCACCAUCUUUCACAGGUCCAUUCGCAACUUCGUGAUCCAGGGCGGCGACCCCACGGGCACGGGCACAGGUGGGGAGUCGCACUGGGGAAAGCCCUUCCGAGACGAGUUCCGGCCCAACCUCUCGCACACGGGCCGCGGCAUCCUCAGCAUGGCCAACUCGGGGCCCAACACCAACAAGUCCCAGUUCUUCAUCACCUUCCGCUCCUGCGCUUACCUGGACAAGAAGCACACCAUCUUCGGGCGGGUUGUAGGGGGCUUUGACACUCUGACGGCCAUGGAGAAUGUGGAGAGUGACCCCAAAACUGACCGCCCUAAGGAGGAGAUUCGCAUCGACUCCACCACGGUGUUUGUGGACCCCUACGAGGAGGCAGACGCCAAGAUUGCUGAGGAGCGGAAGAAGACGCAGCUUGAGGCGGCGGCCCCGCAGAGCCCAGCCACGCCCAGCCAGCCCCUGCAGGGGAGCCAGGACCCCCAGGCCCGCCGCCAGGGAGUGGGCAAGUACAUCAGCCCGGCGCUCACGAAGCGGGUAGCAGAGGAGGAGCCCUCCACCAGCGCAGCCGUCCCCACGGCCAAAAAGAGGCCCAGCCAAGGCUUUGGGGACUUUAGCUCGUGGUAGCCGCAGGCGUGCCGCGCCGGAGCCUGGUAGGGACGCGGCGCCGUGUCCCUGAGCCGUCUGCCCUCUGAGCGGUGACUCAGUAAAGCUCUGGCCCGUUGCCUGGUCCUCUUUCCUGGGCCUGGGCACCCGCAGGCCGCCUCUCCCCUCCCUGGGUGGGGUGGCCCGGCGCCGUCUCCAUGUGUCAGGCCUCUAGGGUGGGGGGACAGGAUUGUGCCUUCUGCCCCGUGCCCCCCCCCCCCCCCCCAAUCCUGUCCUCAGGGACCGCCUGUCCGCCUGCUGGGACCCUCCAGCCAGCGGUCUCCGGGGCCUUGUUAGCAACAUCCUCAGACCCUCACACCUCCUGACGCUGAGGGCAGGGCUCCCAAGCACCAGGACUAGAGCCUUGAUGGGCCUCCAGGGUCCACCCCGCCUCCCAGCUCCUCUCCAGCCUCGGGGCAGGCCGUGCACUCAGGCCCUGCUUGGGGGCGGGUCCUCUCCCUGCGGAGGAGCCUCGAACUCUGUCCUCCCUGCGCCCUUCAUCGCAGCCCUCCCGACUGUGACCCAGCUCCCUCGGCUUCCAGAAGCUCCCGUGGAAGCUCGGGCACAGCUGCCUCCUCCCAGGACCCCGGCUGCGAGGCUGACAGGGCCACCGCCACCCCCACCCGUGCUCAGCGCCCGUGUCCUCCGGGCUGCGUCCCCGCUCUUCUCCUUUCCCACCUCCCCCGAGACCUCCCGUCAGCGAGUCACCACUACCAUCAGUUCCAGAAGGUACUGUGGCUCCUCCCGUCCCUGCUGCUGCGCCCCAGGCCGUCUCACCGGUCUCCUCCGAGCCGCGCGUGCAGGUGCACGCAGACGGCUGGGACCUGAGCUCCACGGUGACCUGCCCGCUGCCCCGGACCUUGGGCCAGGCCGCCGUCCCUCACGCCUUCGUGACCCUCUCACCGCUCAGGGGCUCGGCUCACGCGCCUGCGCGUCUCUGGGAGCCGGGGUCACAGGGAGGAGGUGACUGCACGACCUGCAUUGCCACUGACUGGGAGACCUUGGAUGUUGGAAGCUUUAUUUUUAAGCCUCACACAGACAGAGGACAAGAGCCGGACGUGGGGCCGGGGGAGGCUUGUGCACGUGAGCUUGGCAGUCCUGCUCAAGAGGCAGACCUUGCGCUGGCCUGGGCUUCUGUCCGUCCGUCUGUCUGGCAGCCGUACCCACCUGGCCCGAGGGGAGGGCGCCAACCCCUGCAGAUGACAGGCCUGCGCACAGCCUUUGACAGCGAGGGUUUACGUUUCUGUAGGUCAUUUUGGAUCUUAAAUUGUACUUUUCUAGAUAUGAAAACAUUCAGAUUUUUCAAGUUCCUAGGGAGGUCAUCGGGUAAAUUAAAGGACUUUUUAAACAA
This is a messenger RNA of Hippopotamus amphibius kiboko, 3170 nucleotides long. It is a transcript of the gene PPIL2, whose product is annotated as peptidylprolyl isomerase like 2. Gene Ontology annotation, cellular component: catalytic step 2 spliceosome. Gene Ontology annotation, biological process: protein peptidyl-prolyl isomerization; protein folding; protein polyubiquitination. Gene Ontology annotation, molecular function: ubiquitin-ubiquitin ligase activity; peptidyl-prolyl cis-trans isomerase activity. Bases 35 to 1801 code for a protein of 588 amino acids. Lineage: Eukaryota; Metazoa; Chordata; Mammalia; Artiodactyla; Hippopotamidae. The record is from RefSeq and is a predicted model, not a curated record. The transcript is spliced from 20 exons.